CCCCGGGUGCCUUCUUGUAUUACUACCCACCCAAAGUUCCAAACCCAAACAAGAUCAAAAGAAAAAACAACCUCCUCCAAAUCCAAUUCCAAAUCCAAUCCUCCCCUCUCUUCCCCUGUUGAGAUCCUCUCUGCUUUUCUCUCAGGGAGUCCUUAUAGGCUAUAGUUGGGACCUCCUUGCAAAUGGCCACUCAUUUGUUUCCUGCCCUUCCUCUUUUCCUCUUCUCUCUCCUUAGCUUAUGCUUGCGUGGCACCUUCGGGGACUACGGUGGCUGGGAGGGCGGUCACGCCACCUUCUACGGCGGUGGUGAUGCAUCUGGCACAAUGGGGGGAGCAUGCGGGUAUGGUAACUUGUACAGCCAGGGAUAUGGAACAAACACUGCAGCUCUGAGCACAGCGCUGUUCAACAAUGGGUUGAGUUGUGGGGCGUGUUACGAGAUGAAAUGCAACGACGACCCCAAAUGGUGCCUCCCUGGAACAAUCACCGUCACGGCGACCAACUUUUGCCCACCCAACUUUGCAUUGGCUAAUGACAACGGGGGAUGGUGCAACCCUCCUCUCCAGCACUUCGACAUGGCCGAGCCUGCUUUCUUGCAAAUUGCGCAGUACAGAGCUGGUAUCGUCCCUGUGGCCUUCAGAAGGGUUCCUUGUGUGAAGAAAGGAGGAAUAAGAUUCACCAUCAAUGGUCACUCUUAUUUCAACUUGGUGUUGAUCACCAACGUGGCAGGUGCAGGGGAUGUUCACGCAGUGUCGAUCAAGGGAUCGAGAACAGGAUGGCAGGCAAUGUCAAGGAACUGGGGCCAAAAUUGGCAGAGUAACUCUUACCUCAAUGGCCAGACCCUAUCCUUCCAAGUCACCACCAGCGAUGGAAGGACCAUCACUAGCUACAAUGUUGCCCCCGCCGGCUGGCAAUUCGGCCAAACCUUCGAGGGCGCCCAAUUCUAGCUCCCUGGCCUCAGUCUAUGCCUCUAUGCCUCCUCUACCAUUACCACCUCCAAUCUAAUCUGCUUAAUUAUCACUCUGUAUAUCUACAUUUCUUUCUCUUUCUUUAAUUUCUUCGAUUAGUUGGCAUACAUCAGUGUAGUUGUAGGGGAAGGGAAGAAGCUCUCUGGGAAGACGUGGCCUUUCGAUGCUGAGGUUGCUAAUUAGCCACCCGCAAUGGCCAAGCCUUUUUAUUUAUUUUAUCAUUCAUAUAUAGAAAAAUGGUAGAGAGAGUCUGAGAGUCUUAGUCUGAGCGAUGAGUACCAGCAAAAUAGAAAAAGCGCGAGAAAAGAAGUAUAUAUAGGAAUUAAAUUAUAGUUCCCAGUUGAUUGAAAAUCGAGUGGGAGGGUGUGAAAAUAAUGUACUUUUCCAUUUUAA
Messenger RNA from Nelumbo nucifera (sacred lotus), 1358 nucleotides. RefSeq names its product expansin-A8-like. Gene Ontology annotation, cellular component: extracellular region. Lineage: Eukaryota; Viridiplantae; Streptophyta; Magnoliopsida; Proteales; Nelumbonaceae. The record is from RefSeq and is a predicted model, not a curated record. Gene Ontology annotation, biological process: plant-type cell wall organization.